Molecule: messenger RNA, 8372 nt
Organism: Lampris incognitus (smalleye Pacific opah)
Lineage: Eukaryota; Metazoa; Chordata; Actinopteri; Lampriformes; Lampridae
Product: mucin-22-like
Exons: 16
Coding region: 1-6801 (2266 amino acids)
Source: RefSeq, a predicted model, not a curated record
AUGACAACCAGUGAAACAACCACAACUGGAGGAACAACUGGCGCAACAACUACUGAUGGCUCAAUCAUAACUGCAGGAACUACAACUGGUGGACCAACCACAACUGCUGCUACAACAACUAGUGGGCAAACCACAACUGGAGCAACCACAACUAGAGUGACAACAACAGGUAGCUCAACCACAUCUGCGGUGCCAACAACUGGUGCAACAACAACCGAUGGAUCAACCACAACUGCAACAACUACAACUGGUGGACCAACCACAACUCCUUCUACAACAAUAACAACCAUCGAUGAAUCAACCACAACUGGAACAACAACAACCACUGGACCAACCACAACUGGUGCAAAAACAACUAGUAGAUCAACCACAGCUGGAGCAACAACAACCACUGGAAUGACAACAACUGGUGAAUCAACCACAACUCGAGUGAUGACAACUGGUGGACCAACCACUACUGUAGUGAUAACAACUGCUAAACCAACCUCAACUGCAGUGACAACAAACAGUGGAUCAACUGCAACUGGAGUUACAACAACCGAUGGAUCAACCACAAUUAAAUCAACAAUGACUGCAACUACAAGUGGUGGACCAACCACACCUGCUGCUGCAACAACUAGUGGGCAAACCACAACUGGAGCAACCACAACUAGAGUGACAACAACAGGUAGCUCAACCACAUCUGGGGUGACAACAACUGGUGCAACAACAACUGAUGGAUCAACCACAACUGCAGCAACCACAACUGGAGCAACAACAACUGUUGGUUCAACCACAACUGGAGCAACCACAACUAGAGUGACAACAGCAACCACAACUGGUGGAUCAACCACAACUGGACACACAACAACCAGUGAAACAACCACAACUGGAGGAACAACUGGCGCAACAACAACUGAUGGCUCAACCAUAACUGCAGGAACUACAACUGGAACAACUGGCGCAACAACAACUGAUGGCUCAACCAUAACUGCAGGAACUACAACUGGUGGACCAACCACAACUGCUGCUACAACAACUAGUGGGCAAACCACAGCUGGAGCAACCACAACUAGAGUGACAACAACAGGUGGCUCAACCACAUUUGGGGUGACAACAACUGGUGCAACAACAACUGAUGGAUCAACCACAACUGCAGCAACUACAAGUGGUGGACCAACCACACCUGCUGCUGCAACAACUAGUGGGCAAACCACAACUGGAGCAACCACAACUAGAGUGACAACAACAGGUAGCUCAACCACAUCUGGGGUGACAACAACUGGUGCAACAACAACUGAUGGAUCAACCACAACUGCAGCAACCACAACUGGAGCAACAACAACUGUUGGUUCAACCACAACUGGAGAAACCACAACUAGAGUGACAACAGGUGUCUCAACCACAUCUGGAGGGACAACAACUGGUGGAUCGAGCUCAACUGGAGCAACCACAACUAGUGGAUCAAGCACAGCUGGAGUGACAACAACCGGGGGAUCAACUGGAGUGACAACAUCUGGUGAAUCAACCACAAGUCAAGUGAUGACAACCAGUGAAACAACCACAACUGGAGGAACAACUGGUGCAACAACAACAACUGAUGGCUCAAUCAUAACUGCAGGAACUACAACUGGUGGACCAACCACAACUGCUGCUACAACAACUAGUGGGCAAACCACAACUGGAGCAACCACAACUAGAGUGACAACAACAGGUAGCUCAACCACAUCUGGGGUGACAACAACUGGUGCAACAACAACCGAUGGAUCAACCACAACUGCAGCAACUACAACUGCAGCAACUACAACUGGUGGACCAACCACAACUCCUUCUACAACAAGUAGUGGACAAACCACAACUGGAGCAACAACAACUGUUGGUUCAACCACAACUGGAGCAACCACAACUGGUGGAUCAACCACAACUGGACACACAACAACCAGUGAAACAACCACAACUGGAGGAACGACUGGCGCAACAACAACUGAUGGCUCAACCAUAACUGCAGGAACUACAACUGGUGGACCAACCACAACUGCUGCUACAACAACUAGUGGGCAAACCACAACUGGACCAACCACAACUAGAGUGACAACAACAGGUAGCUCAACCACAUCUGGGGUGACAACAACUGGUGCAACAACAACUGAUGGAUCAACCACAACUGCAGCAACCACAACUGGAGCAACAACAACUGUUGGUUCAACCACAACUGGAGCAACCACAACUAGAGUGACAACAGGUGUCUCAACCACAUCUGGAGGGACAACAACUGGAGGAUUAAUUGGAGAUACAACAACAACUCUAUCAACCACAACUGGAGCUACAACCGGUGGGUCAACCACAACUGGAGCUACAACAACUGUUGGAUCAACCACAACUGGAACAUCAACAACCAUUGGACCAACCACAACUGGAACAAAAACAACUACUACAACUGGAGUGACAACAACUGGUGGAUCAAGCUCAACUGGAGCAACCACAACUGGUGGAUCAAGCACAACUGGAUAUGACGUAAUCUACAGUGAACGAUAUGGUCAAGUUUUCAUCAGAACCAUCGUAAUACGAUUCAGGCCUGCUUCUACCGUUCGCCGAAUGGAGAACACUGAGGCAGAGGUGGAGCUGGUAUUCAACAAUACUGCUUCGCCACAGGACAUCCCAAAGGCUGAGGAGGUUGUGGAAACCCUUCAAACCGCUGUGUCCAACCCAAAUAACACCUUCAACAUCUCUUUGGAUCCUCAAUCAAUAGCUGUCAUUCAGUUUCAGAUCGUUUUUGGCGUGGAGGACAAAAAGGUCAGAGAAAGGCUAUUACGGGAAACGGAGCUGACGCUGGAGGCAGCCAUCAAGCUCUGCCAGGCGAGUGAGCUGUACCACAAGCAAGUGAAAGCGUUCAGCGAGAUGGCGGCAGGCACUACUGCGCACGUGGGCGACAGUGCAGCGGCGGUUGGUGCGGUGUCGUGUCAGAGGAGACGGCGCUCGCAGACCCGACCUGCACAGCGGACGGAGGACGUGAUGGUCGACUGCAAGCGCUGCGGCUCGCGGCCCAGCCUUUGUUUAUUAUCUUGUCUAUGGAUAGUAGCAUCAAGACCUGCUUCUAUAACAACAACUACAACUGCAGCCACAACAAUUGGUGGCUCAACCACAACUGGAGCAGUGACAACUGGUGGAUCAACCACUGCUGGAGUGACAACCAGUGGCUCAAUAACAACUGGAGCAACAACACCAGGUGGGUCAACCACAAUUGAAGCGACAACAAGCGGUGGAUCAACCAUCACUGCAGGAACAACAACCGGUGGAUCAACAAUCACUGGAGGAACAACAACCAGUGGAACAGUAACAUCUGGAGCAACAACAAACACUGGAUCAACCACAACUGAAGCAACAACAAGCAGUGGAUCAACUGUCAAUGGAGGAACAAUCACUAGUGGAUCAACUAUGACUGCAGGAUCAACAACCGGUGGAACAACCACAAUUGGAGUGACAUCAACCGGUGUAUCAACCAUCACUGGAGGAACAACAACCAGUGGAUCAGUAACACCUGACGCAACAACAAACACCGGAUCAACCACACCUGAAGCAACAACAAGCAGUGGAUCAACUGUCAAUGGAGGAACAAUCACCAGCGGAUCAACUAUGACUGGAGGAUCCACAACCGGUGGAACAGCCACAAUUGGAGUGACAUCAACCGGUGUAUCAACCAUCGCUGGAGGAACAACAACCAGUGGAUCAGUAACACCUGAAGCAACAACAAGCAGUGGAUCAACUGUCAAUGCAGGAACAAUCACCAGCGGAUCAACUAUGACUGGAGGAUCAACAACCGGUGGAACAACCACAAUUGGAGUGACAUCAACCGGUGUAUCAACCAUCACUGGAGGAACAACAACCAGUGGAUCAGUAACACCUGAAGCAACAACAAGCAGUGGAUCAACUGUCAAUGGAGGAACAAUCACCAGUGGAUCAACUAUGACUGGAGGAUCAACAACCGGUGGAUCAACCACAAUUGGAGUGACAUCAACCGGUGUAUCAACCAUCACUGGAGGAACAUCAAGCAGUGGAUCAGUAACACCUGCAGCAACAACAAACACUGGAUCAACCACAGCUGAAGCAACAAUAACCAGUGGAUCAACUGUCAAUGGAGGAACAAUCACCAGUGGAUCAACUAUGACUGGAGGAUCAACACCAGGCGGGUCAACCACAAUUGAAGCGACAACAAGCGGUGGAUCAACCAUCACUGCAGAAACAACAACCGGUGGAUCAACAAUCACUGGAGGAACAACAACUAGUGGAACAGUAACAUCUGGAGCAACAACAAACACUGGAUCAACCACAGCUGAAGCAACAAUAACCAGUGGGUCAACUGUCAAUGGAGGAACAAUCACCAGUGGAUCAACUAUGACUGGAGGAUCAACAACCGGUGGAUCAACCAUAAUUGGAGUGACAUCAACCGGUGUAUCAACCAUCACUGGAGGAACAACAAGCAGUGGAUCAGUAACACCUGAAGCAUCAACAAACACUGGAUCAACCACAGCUGAAGCAACAACAAGCAGCGGAUCAACUGUCAAUGGAGGAACAAUCACCAGUGGAUCAACUAUGACUGGAGGAUCAACACCAGGCGGGUCAACCACAAUUGAAGCGACAACAAGCGGUGGAUCAACCAUCACUGCAGGAACAACAACCGGUGGAUCAACAAUCACUGGAGGAACAACAACCAGUGGAACAGUAACAUCUGGAGCAACAACAAACACUGGAUCAACCACAACUGAAGCAACAACAAGCAGUGGAUCAACUGUCAAUGGAGGAACAAUCACCAGUGGAUCGACUACGACUGGAGAAUCAGCAACCGGUGGAUCAACCAGAAUUGGAGUGACAUCAACCGGUGUAUCAAUCAUCACUGGAGGAACAACAAACACUGGAUCAACCACAACUGGAAUGAUGACAACUAGUGGAUCAACCAUCACUGGAGGGACAACAACAGGUGGAUCAACCAAAACUGGAGCUACAACAACCAGUGGGUCAACCAUAACUGCAGCAACUACAACUGCUGGUUCAGCCACAAUUGGUGGAUCAACCACAAUGGGAGCAACAACAACAACAAGUGGCUCAAGCACUACUGGAGUGACUACAAAUGGUGGAUCAGCUGGAGUGACAACAACAGCUGGCUCAACCACAACUGGAGCUACAAUAACCAGUGGGUCAACCACAACUGCAACUGGAGUGACAACAAUCAGUGGAUCAACUGUAGUGACGACUGGAGGAUCAACUACGACUGGAGGAUCAACCACAACUGGAGUGACAACAACCGGUGGACCAAUUACAACUGGACCAUCAACAACCAGUGGAUCAACCACAACUGGAGUGAUAACAUCCAGUGGAUCUACUGCAAUUGGAGGAACAACAAUCAGUGGAUCAACUGGAGUGACAACUGGUGGAUCAAGCACAACUGGAGCAACCACAACGGGUGGCUCAAGUACAACUGGUGUGACAACAACUGGCGGAUCAACCACAACUGGAGCGACAACAACUGGUGGAUCAACCACAACUAAAGCAACAACAACCAGUGGAUCAACGACAAAUGGAGUGAUAACAUCCAGUGGAUCUACUGCAACUGGAGUGAUAACAAUCAGUGGAACAACCGGAGUGACAACAACUGGUGGAUCAAGCUCAACUGGAGGAACCACAACUGGUGGAUCAAGCACAACUGGAGUGACAACAACCGGUGGAUCAACUGGAGUGACAACAUCUGGUGAAUCAACCACAAGUCAAGUGAUCACAACCAGUGGAUCAACCACAAUUACAUCAACAGUGACUGGUGGAUCAGCCACAACUGAAACAACAUCUGGUGGAUCAGCUACAACUGGAGUACAAACAACACCUGCAACUACAACAGCAGUUCCCACCCCGGUUGUGGCUCUUAAGGCGACCAUACAACAGGUGUUUAUAGAAGCUUAUACCAACCCCGAGACCCCUGAAUACAAAGCACUUGAGGUUUCUGUUGUGACUACGUAUGACAUAAUCUACAGUGAACGAUAUGGUCUAAUUUUCAUCAGAACCAUUUUAAUACGAUUCAGCGCUGCUUCUACCGUUCGCCGAAUGGAGAACACUGAGGCAGAGGUCGAGCUGGUGUUCAACAAUACUGCCUCGCCACAGGACAUCCCAAAGGCUGAGGAGGUUGUGGAAACCCUUCAAACCGCUGUGUCCAACCCAAACAACACCUUCAACAUCUCUUUGGAUCCUCAAUCAAUAGCUGUCAUUCGAACCCCAAAUACAACAACAGCUCCCAAUACAACCACAGCAGCCACCACAGCUGCAGCCACCACAGCUGCAGCCACCACAGCUGCAGCCACCACAGCUUCUACAAUGACCAAAACCACAACCGCCAUAAUGACCACGACAGCAUCAACUACAGUGGCGAUCACUAUUACCCAGCUGGAAUUCACAUCUGCCGGAGAGUUAUUUACAGCUGACCUUUUGACUUCAACAUCUGCAGCUUUUCAAGCUCGAGCCACAUUGAUAAAGUCAAAACUUGAACCUUUCUACACGUCAGCAUUCUCUUCCUUCAGUAGCUUGACAGUGGUAUCGUUCAGACAGGGAUCGAUCAUCAAUACUGCGGACCUACGGUUUUCUUCCUCAUCUGUUCCAAAUGUUGCUGCGAUUGCAGAUGUUUUAAUCAAGGCAGCACAACAAAUUACAGACUUCAACAUUGACACCACAUCUAUUGUGGUUGGUGGCAUACAGGUCUCAAGUGGAGUAAGCCUUCAGAUCAGUUUUCCCCCAGCUUUCUUCCUGGUGGUGUUGUCAUGGCUGCUGUCAAGCCACCACUAGUCCUCACCUAAAAUGUCACUGGACAAUGGGCUUCCUCACAAAAAGUAAAGGGCACUGUCAACAUUAGAAGUCAAAUACGGUUGGUAAAGAGCUCAACAGUUUGAUGGCUUUGGAGUGACUUACAAAUAUUAACAGUCUGGGGGAAGUCAACUUCAAGCACCUGUUCCAUGUGUCAGACCUAUUAAACUGAAAUUUCCAAGGAUGAGAUGAUCAAAGCAAUAACAUUUUAGACCCGGGUAUCCAGACUCUAACAUCCCCACAAGUAAUUACACGAUCUACAUUGCAUCUAUGAUUCGUCUUACUACCAUUUGCAAUAGCAAUCUUUUUUUUUCAUGAAAUGUCUUUUAAAUCAUAUCACAUUAAAUUUGGGUAAUACACAGCAGAAUGUGUUCCAGAUUUUUGUUGACGUCUAGACUGGACUUCUGGACUGGUUGUGUCUGCCAACCAAGGAAAAGAAAAAUGUUUUUCCCCCAAAACCACUGAUAAGGAAAAACCACACUGAUCAUCCUUACCGUUCUUUGGUUGCAGAUGUAACUCGUUUUAAAGGAGUGUAAUGCCUGAGGCCAUAUUGUUCCUGCAACUUCUUUAAAGAUGUCCGCCAUUUGAAAUUCAUGCUCCAUCAGUACUGACUCUGCCAUGAGAAACAUUUAGUUGCAUCUUUGUAGAUUACUUUGACUUUGACGUGGGAACGAGCCUUUCCAAUUUCCAAUUUGAAUCAUGGUGACCUAAAAUACAGCUCUACGUUUACCUUGAUGUUAAUGCACAACACUGCCUCAAGGUUCGAGAUUCAAGAGCUUUAUUGUCAUUGUUUAGGACAAUUACUUUACAGUUGUUUCGCCAUCAGUGCCAGUAAAAAGAAGAUAAAACGCAAUUAAAACUUAAAAGGCAACUGACAUACAGUUAAAAGGAUAAGCCAAAACACUAAUAGAUUAAAUGUUUAUGUGAUUAAAAUUUUAAAAAGAUUAACGUGAGGGGGAAAAAAGGAAUGCAGGUGGUACAUUAUGAGGAAGUAUUACAGUGCUCAAGCGCAAACUUACUGAAAUAAGUCAAGUCAAUUUUAUUUAUAUAGCCCAGUAUCACAAAUUACAAAUUUGCCCCAAGGGGCUUUACAGCGUCAUAGCAUAAAUGGAAUAUUGAUGUAACCAAACAUUUUACAUCUUUGCAAUCCACCUUCAUGAAUUCCUAUUUAACUGUCUGUCUGUGUUAAAACUGCUCAGCUGGUCAACUGAGGCUUGGAUUGGAGCUGUAAAUGACCAAAUCUGUUUGGAUGACAUUAAUCUAGACAGGUGGGUCAGGUCUUCAUAAUCAAGACUCAGUGUAUCAUGUAAAUGUCAAAGCCCAUGGUAAAUAUAUAAUGUAAGACAUCCGACCAAUGCCCUGUGUGAUUUUCCAGUCUUUAUGCUUAUUUAUAAUGUACCACUUUGUAUUUAUUACAUCAUACAUGAGUGUAUUCUGUGAGUUUAAAUGUCAUUUUGUACAAUGGACACAAGGGAGUUACACAGCACCAUGAUGAUCAAAAUAAAAAAUUGUGGAAAGAGAGUUAUAUCUGAUUCAUGUACACACUCAUGCGG